UGACUGUCCGUCCGCCAUUUUGUGGUAGUUUUGCAAGCUUCGCUGCUUCCAUCCGUGGUGCAGCAUCGGUAAAUAAAGUUCUGAAAACGACUAUUUCAGACUGAAGGGAAAUAUUUGGGAACUAAAGCUAUGGCUGACCCAUCAGCAGACCUGGACGUUCCAGAGGGCGCAGAGGUUCGCAAAUUGUCGGAGUUGAGAGUUAUCGAUCUGAAGGCCGAACUGAAGAAACGAAACCUGGACACCACGGGCGUUAAGAGCGUGCUGUCUGAGCGUCUGAAAAAGGCCAUCGAGGACGAGGGUGGAAACCCAGACGAGAUCGUAGUCGCCUCGGAGUCAACCCCCAAAAGGGCUAAUGUUACAGCCAAACGAGCUACCAGAGAUUCCAAGCAAGAGAAUGAUGGACCAGAGGACAGCACUAUGGAGGAAGAUUCCCGAGAAGGACAGGAGGAUCUGCAGGAAGAUCAUGAUGACAUGCAGGACGAUCAUGAGAACAUGCAGGAGAUGGACAUCCUCGACAUGAAUGUCCUGGAUGAGACGGAGAAUGACAACGGUAUUCCAGUAGAGCACUACGAGAGCGACGCAGAGAACUUUUACACAGAGGAAGAUGCAGAGUUGAAUGAUGAGCAUGAGUACAGAACCUUUGACUCAGACGAUGACACAAGAGGUCCAGAGAUGGAUGAGUCUGAGAGGCUGGACAAGGAUGAAGAUGUGGCGUUUAUGGCUCAGCAUCCAGAUGCGGAUGAAGCGAAAGAAGAAACAGAAAAUGACAAAGUAGCCGGGUCUUGUUUAUCUGAGCCACUUAACGAAGAUCACCACCAGAGCCACGGGACGAACCCUGAAGACGAGCAAGGUGCCACCGCCGGAGGGGAAAACAAUGUGUCCGACAGGGCCGCCUCUGGAGUUAUGGACACCGACAGGGAUGUUGUGGAGAGUGACGCCCAAGAGGCCGGGGACACGCAGAAUGUCCCAGAAGAGACAUUUGACUCUGAAAACAAAAGCUCGCAGGCUGUUAGUGUAAGCGAACAAGGCGGCACGGGUGAAACUGUUGAUUCAGAAAUGGGGUCUAAGAAGGGGGAGGAGGAUGAGAAGGAGAAGACAGAAGAGGAAGCUGCUGCCGAUUCAGCCCCCACAGUGAAAGAGUCCUCUUCUGUAGAGGGCGAUGAUCAGAAAAAGAGCCCUGAGGAAAAAGAUGACAAGACCGAGUCAAAGGAUGAAAAGGCCACUGGGGGUGCUGCAACAAGCACUAGUAGGAAUCUGUGGGUCAGUGGACUCUCCUCCACUACCAGAGCGACUGAUCUGAAGGCCCUUUUCAGCAAAUACGGCAAGGUUGUUGGAGCUAAGGUGGUGACCAACGCCAAGAGCCCCGGGGCUCGCUGCUAUGGCUUCGUCACCAUGUCCACCAUAGAGGAGGCCACCAAGUGUGUCAGCCACCUUCACAGGACAGAGCUACAUGGCAAGAUGAUCUCCGUGGAGCGGGCAAAAAAUGAGCCUGCAGGGAAGAAACCAGCAGACAAGAAUGACGCUAAGAAGACUGGAAGUGAUAGGAGACAUUCAUCUGACUCCAAAUUCGAUGGAAAGGAUGAGAAAUCGGAAGGAGAAGGAAAAGAUGGCAAAGGACGAAAUGAGAGGACUGUAGUUAUGGACAAGUCCAAAGGAGAACCUGUUAUCAGCGUCAAAGCCAAAAGCAAGGAGAGAAGCACAAAGAGUCGAGACCGCAAGUCAUCCAGUAAAGAGGCGAAAGACAUCUUGUCAUUUGACCAAAUCAAGGAACAGAGGGAGAGGGAGAGACAGCGGCAACGAGAGAGGGAGAUCAGGGAGGUCGAGAGACGCAGAUACACUGGCCGUGAUCGCGACAACCGUCCAGACCGUGAGCGUGAGCGAAUCCGUCUGUUCCGCGAGAGUGAGGAGAGGAAGCACUUGAUUCGAAAGAGACACUGGCUGGAGUCUGAGAGACAGCGGCUGGAUGCAGACCGCAUGGAGCGUCAGUUUCUGGAGCGCGAAAGGCUACGCAUAGAGUACGAGAGGCGGCGCGAGCAGGAAAGGAUUCUGAGGGAGCGUGAGGAGCUGAGACGACAGCAGGAACAGUUGCGCUAUGAGCAGGACCGACGGCCUCUCAAGAGGCCUUUUGACAUGGACAGCAGGAAAGACGACUGGCCCGAGAAACGCAUGACCAUGGAUGACCGAUACGGCCGCUCAGACUUUGGACGGCAGGAACGUUAUCAGGACUUCGAUCACAGAGACCGGGGCCGUUACCAGGACGACAUGUUGAUGGACCGACGGGACAACACUCGUAGCAUGGGAGCUGACAGAGAUGGCCAGCACUUCUCAGACAGACACGGAAGAGACUCCUGGGGAGGCGGCUACGACAAGCGCAUAAAUCCCAGGGAGGGUGGUCGUGACUGGGACUCGGGGAGGAAGAUGGAUGGAGACAGGACAUGGCAAAGUAGAGAUGGUGCUAUCCCAGGCCAGAGCCACAUAGCACGUGGAGGAAUGACGGGGCGUGGAGGCUACAUGAACACAGGAACAUCACAGUCUCUCUCAGGAGCUCUUAACAGGCAGAACCAGCUGAUGCAGGGCGGCGGGCUGCAGGGAGGAGCUUUUGGUCGACGAUACUGAUGUGUGUUGAUUUCAAGUGGUCAUUUCUUCAAGGAUGUGGCCAUGUUCUUUUUGUACAUUUUUUUAAAAAAAGUUCUUUUUGCCCACGAUUCCCAUUGAAAUUUGAUGUAAACAGUUUUUUUGUGACUUAGUGAUCUGCCAUGCAUCUACCAUUCACUCCUACUUCAUCUGUAUAAAUCAACAGUCUUGUAUGUACGAGCUGACUCAUAUCUCAGAGUCAGAUCUGUGUGUAAUAAAUUCAGAUGUUUAUUAGACACACUGGACCUAACCUCACAAGUCUCCUCUUUGAAUCCCUGUCUUGUUAAAUAAGUCGUUGUUACAGGUAAUUCUUUCAGAGCUCGAGGUUUUCGAGCUCUGCGGAUGAACAACGUUUUUAAAAUAAUCUUGUUACAGUUUCCAUUUCAACAAUGUCUGGAACGUAUUUUUAAUUCUGUGCUUUAUAAAAGGGUUUGUUUUUCCUGUCCUUAAGUUGACGGUGUUCAUUUUAAAACCAUGCUCGGUUGAAGCUGGAGUCUUGUAAAAAUUCAGUUAACGUACAAUAAAAGGAUUUUUCAUCAA
Molecule: messenger RNA, 3174 nt
Organism: Mugil cephalus (flathead mullet)
Lineage: Eukaryota; Metazoa; Chordata; Actinopteri; Mugiliformes; Mugilidae
Gene: safb
Product: scaffold attachment factor B
Exons: 21
Coding region: 130-2616 (828 amino acids)
Biological process (GO): regulation of transcription by RNA polymerase II; regulation of mRNA processing
Cellular component (GO): nucleus
Molecular function (GO): sequence-specific DNA binding; RNA binding
Source: RefSeq, a predicted model, not a curated record